Arabidopsis thaliana (thale cress) is the source of this 1777-nucleotide messenger RNA. Its product is annotated as RING/U-box superfamily protein. The transcript has 4 exons. Lineage: Eukaryota; Viridiplantae; Streptophyta; Magnoliopsida; Brassicales; Brassicaceae. Gene Ontology annotation, molecular function: ubiquitin protein ligase activity. The record is from RefSeq and is marked reviewed. Bases 1079 to 1777 code for a protein of 232 amino acids.
AGAGAGUCCUCCAUUAGCGUCCAGCAACAACGCCCACCCACUUUCACACCAACUUGAACACACUACUCCUCCUCCUUCACUUUUUCCUUCAAUCUCUCUUCUCGCUGACGACUUGGAAAUAAAGUGAGGGAAAAUAUUCCUCCAACUUCACUUUCCUGAGAAUCUGCAAAUAAAGCAAUUCAACUUCCUUUUCUUUCUUUCUAAAUGAAAUUUCGUUCUUUGUCUCAGUCUCUCUCUCUUUCUUCGGUCGAGUCCGAUCAAAAUUGAAAACCCAUUGAGUUCCUCGCCAAAAGGUAUAGUCUUCGUUAUUUCUUCUGUAAUUGGAUAAUGGGGUUUGAUCGAUUCUGAUUAGUACAAUCCCAAAGUGUUGUUCUUUGUUUUCUGGUAAAUUUUCUCUGCUUUUUUUGUGUUCUGUUUUAAAACAAUUAUUCUGAGUUAAGCAAAGCAACUUGUGGUUUUGUUGUGUAAUGAUAUCAAGUGGGUUAUUUUUUUUAUUAUAAGUUUCUCUGUUUUAUUGCGUUUGUUAGGGAUUAUCUACCUAAAUUAGGUUUCAACUUUUAAUCGGUUAGUUGCUUGCAUUUCACUUUGACCACUUUUGCCCUUUUUUGUAUAUCCCCAAUUGAAGCCUCGAGUUUUCUUUUUGACCAAACACAAUUUUGUACUGAGUUUGGUGAAUGUUUGUUUGAUGUCUCUUGUUGGGAAUCUCUCUGCUUUAAAGUUACUUACUGUCAAUGCUGGCAAUAAAUCUUUAGUUUUUUACUAUUUUCAUAAUAUAAUGGAUUGUUUUGGGGGUUGUGAUGAGUUUUGGAUAGUAAUUGAAGAGGUUUAAAACUCCCUUAAAAAACUACAGUCCAAACAGUGAUCAGAUCAUUCUACAGGUGAAAUUUGAGAGAAUGAAUCAACGAGAGAAGCUGAUUGUUGGUGAAAUGUUUGGAGAGUUUCUGUAAAUAGACGCCUCGGAUUUGGCAUUGUUAGUGAAGGUUAAAGGAGUUUCCUAGAAGUUUCAAAGCAAUUUGCCUCCAAGUUCUUGACUUAUAAAACAUAUUGGAACUAACAUUUCAAGAAAGAAGAGAAGGAGAUGGGCUGUGUUUCUUCUUGCUUUGGGGUCGAUGACUUUGAGGAUUACCCCAAUCCAAGUAGUUCUGUUAACAGAAGCUGCCCAUGCCCGAGAUGUCUUGUUAACAACUUCCUUAACCUGUAUAUCUCUUUAUUCAGAAGAGGCGAAACCCGCUCUCUCCCAUCCUCCUUACAGGCUACUAAUGUAUCGAUAGCUACAUCAACUUCGUAUGAUAACUUUAUGUCUAAUACAUUCCAUUCUACUCCAAGGCCUCUGCCUUAUGACGCUGAUCCAAGAUACUUCCGGUCAAGGCGUGAUUCGCUUGUUUCUAGACGCGAUAAGGGUUCAAGUCAUUCUCAUGAGGAAGCUGAGCCCUUAAGAAGUGAUGCUGAUGUGGAUUCUGAGUCUUUCUCAGUGGAAGGAAGCAAAUGGGCUAACAAGCUUAUUAUCUCUGGUGAAGAUUCCAAAGAAGAGUUCUCUAGAUCCUCUCGGAGGAUUCUUCAGUCAAGGACAAUGUCUACUAGUAACGAAGGCCUGUAUAUAACAUCUGAUGAUGAAGAUGUCUGUCCAACGUGUCUUGAAGAAUACAUAUCAGAGAACCCGAAGAUUGUUACAAAGUGUUCUCACCAUUUCCACCUCAGUUGCAUUUAUGAAUGGAUGGAGAGAAGUGAAAACUGCCCUGUUUGUGGAAAGGUGAUGGAGUUCCACGAAACACCGUAA